Closterium sp. NIES-65 is the source of this 2616-nucleotide messenger RNA. Lineage: Eukaryota; Viridiplantae; Streptophyta; Zygnematophyceae; Desmidiales; Closteriaceae. The record is from the annotation of a GenBank genome assembly.
AUGGGGGCGCUGGGCCGCCUGCAUGCCGUCCCCCGCCCGGGGCCCGCGCUCUCCCCCGCGCGUCCGCCCCGAUUCCGCCCGUGCUGCCAUCGACCCCGCGCCUCCCCCAUCUUGCGCCACUCCCCGUCGCUGCCCGCCCUCUCCGCAUCCCCUCGCCGCUCUCCGCCUGGUGCUGCCAUCGGCGCGAUUCAGCGGGGAAAUGGAGCAGCGCAGGGCCGCGUGGGGUUGCGCAGCGGAGAAGCAGCGAGGGCGGAGAGGCAAUCGGAGAGAGUGGUUGAUUACAACGACGGGAUCCGGAACAGACUAAUGCGCCGCAAGGGCGGGAGAAGUCAGAGAGAUGGCGACGAGAGGACUGGGCAGAUGGCGACCGACAGUGUGGUGCAGAGGGGUGACAAUGCGGUGCAGACGCCAUUGUACAGCCAGCAGCCAGUCCAGCCGCCCUCAGAACCCACCGCCUCCGGCUCCUCGCCCCCAUCGCCAUCUCUCGCGCACCGCCUGCUCUCCCGGCGAAGAGCAGCGCAGGUGCAAGGCGAGGGGCGGGGGAAGGGCGCAGCGGGAGUGGGGAGCCGCACGAGUGGCGAAGGCAGCAGCAGCGUGGGCGAAGCGGACAGAGGCACCGGUGAGCCGCCGCAGUCGCAACGGCCGGCAGUAUUGCCGUCGCCAUUACAGUCACCGUCACUGCUGACAUCGGCACCAGGGGGAGCAGCAGCGCUGAACCGACGGCUCGUGGAGGCCACGUGCCUCGCUGACGUCAUGCGGGUGGUGGCGAAUGAGAUGGCUCGCCUGCCCCCGCGGCCUGAGUGGCACGUGGGGGGCGCAGGUGCAACAGCCAGGGGCGCAGGGGUGGGUGAUGGGGUGGGGCCUAACAGCUCUUGGGGUAGCGGCAAGGUGCGUGGUAAUGGGAAGGGCGGGAGGAGGAGCAGGGAAGAGGAGGAGGCAGAGGAGGAGGAGAUGGAGAAGGAGAGGAGGGAGAUGGAGAGAAGGUGGGAGGAGGCAGCAGCGUGCUCCCUCUUCUCGCCAAUCAACGCAGUCACCGCUCUGCACCGCAUUGCACGUCACAUGCAAGCGGAGGGCAUGCCCCCGCCGUCCCGGCUGGCCCUAGCCCGCACGCCUCCCCUGCGCCUGCUUGUUGCUGCCGCCCUCCCUGCUGUGCGUGCCGCCCGCUGCAAUGCACAGACCCUCUCCAACCUCGUGUGGGCGCUCGCGCGCAUUGGGGGAGCGGGAGGAGGGGCGGGAGACAUGGUUGCGGGGCGGGGUGCGGAGGUGGGAGCGGGUGGGCAGAGGGGUGGAGGACAGCGCACAUGGGUGUAUUCGGAGGAGUUGGAUGCGGUGGCAGCAGCAGUGCUGCCCAUACAGCACACCCUGGCCCCACAGCACAUUGCAAACAUCGCAGCUGCCUUUGCCCUCGCUCGCCACCUCCCCCCACCCGCUCUCCUCCCCACCCUCGCCCGCCAAGCCUGCUUCGCGCUCCCCCCGCUCUCCCCCUCCUUCCCAACCACCCCCGCCCACCCCAGCGGCCGCGCUGUGCUGUCCCCCCACGAGCUCUCGCAGCUGCUGUGGGCCUUCGCCUGCCUGCACCACGCGCUGCCCCCCGCCCUCUCCCGCGCCCUCAACCGUGCAGCUGCCACUUUCUCCCCCUCCUCCCUCCCCCACACCUCCCAGCCACCCCCCAACCAGCUGCACAUGACCGCCUUCUCUCCCCCCCCGCCCUGCCCGCUGGCGUGCCUGCGAGCGUGGUCGCCCCAGCACGUGGCGAACAGUGUGUGGGCGCUGGCUGUGCUGCAGCACACCCACGGGGCGCUCUUCCACGCGCUCUGGGGAGAGGUGCUCCGCCGCCAAAGGCAGUUCUGUGGAGAGGAGCAGGAGGGGGAGGCGGAGGGGGAGGGGUCGGAAGGGGAGCAGAGGGCUAGAGUGGGGGAGCGGCAUCUGAGUCAGCUGUUUCAGGUGGCGGUGACUCUCAGGGCGGAGGGGGCAGGGGGUGCAGUGGAAAGGGGAAGAAAUGGGCAGGGGGAGGAGGGCGAGCAGGCGUGUGGUGGGGGGAGUGGAGGGGUGAGAAGAGGGCAAGAGGUGGGUGACGGGGGGGCGGGAAGGGGAGAGGGAAGAGACGAGGAGGGGGCAGAUUGGGUGUGGGAGGAGGGGGCGCGUGUGUGGCGGGCAGAGGCGGCGAGGGAGAAGGUGAAACCGUGCAGCCACUGGGAGGUGGAGCAGGCCCUCUCCGCCCUGGGGCUCGUGGCCUGGCGGGGGGACGAGUGGGAAGGGGGAGGAGGGGAGAGAGAGCAGGGUGACGAGGGAAAGGAGGGAGAAGAUGGAAGCGAGGGAGGGGAGGGAUGCUCGGGGGGCAUGGGGUGGGUAUCGGAGUACACAUCGUCAUGCGUGUGGCACUACUCCAUUGACAUUGCUCUGCCAGGGCGCCGCAUCGCACUGGAGGUGGACGGACCCUCACACUUCACCCGUAACACUCUGACUCCACUGGGAGCAACGGCGCUCAAGAGGCGACAUCUGGAGGCGGCUGGAUGGACGGUCAUCUCCAUCCCCUUCUACCAUUGGAACCAUCUGGAAGGUGAAGUACAGCAGCAAGACUACCUGGAGCGAGCUCUUGGCAUAUCAAUAACUUGA